Salvelinus namaycush (lake trout) is the source of this 3830-nucleotide messenger RNA. RefSeq names its product dymeclin (gene dym). The record is from RefSeq and is a predicted model, not a curated record. The transcript has 16 exons. Bases 1796 to 3814 code for a protein of 672 amino acids. Gene Ontology annotation, biological process: Golgi organization. NCBI's taxonomy places the organism in Eukaryota, Metazoa, Chordata, Actinopteri, Salmoniformes, Salmonidae. Gene Ontology annotation, cellular component: Golgi apparatus.
CUCAACUGUCAGAGUGACGUUCACGGCAAGUCUGUGGCGACGUGGAAAUAUGGUGGAAGAGGACUAGAGUAAAAUCGGAGCUUUCUCAAAUUCUUUAUUUAGUAAACGUGUGUUUAUCAUUGACCUUUACAGCUAUAGCAACUGUUCAACCUAAGCAGAAGACUGUCAAGAACCUGGGAGAAGAACGCGAGAUAGGUGCCACGAGAGCUGUGAAUUUGACAGAUGAGCUGUCAGCUGAUGCUAUGUGGCUAGAUAGCUAGCAUAACUUAGUUGUUAGCUCACUACUCAGACAUAGCUAACUAGUUAAUCUAUGAAUUAGCUAGCUAGCGUGUUAUUGUAAUAUCAUGUCAGUUACACAUCCAGUUUCACCACCUUGAAGGAAGCGUGUCUCUAACCGCUGCAUUUAGAGCGUUUGAUGAGCUAACGUUAGCUAGCUGCAGCUAGGGGGUGUGUAACGUUACUAACGUACAGUAACUAACAGUAGCGUUAGUUAGCUAGCAAGCAAGUCUAUUAACACCUUUCUGUAUUAACCAAUGACGUUACUUGUCUGGUCAAUAUUUGUUAUUUUUUACUGAAAAUGUAUCACUACUGUAACUGUCAGACACCGAUGUGCAAGGAGAGUGAAACGCAGUUUUGCGGCUGCUGCUUGUAGUUAGCUAGCUAGCUGGCUAGUUAGUUAAAUUGCUAUAGACUAGCUAGCAAGUCCAUGGACACCUUUCUGUAUUAACUAGCUAAUACUUUAAUGUCUGGUCGAUAUUUAUGGUAAUUGUUUUUACUGAAAAUGUAUAGAUAACUCAGUCACAGAUGUGGCACUAUAGCUCAAGGCCAUGACAUGGGUGUGAUCAAAUGAAUGUGUGUACUAAAGGUGUGUAAGCAAACCAUAAGUCGAUGGGGCAAACUCAUCCUGUAUUGAACCAGGUAUGUUGAACAUGCCACGUAAUGCAUCACUAUGCACCAGGCAGUCAAUGUUUGUUACCUUUACAUGCAUUGUGUGACAAAGUCAGCGCUUACACUUAAAUUAAUUCAGCCUGUCACGUUUGGAAGGAAGCCUGAUGUCAUGACACCUUGCUCACAGUGGUUCAGUCUAAACAGAUCCCUAACAGCGAACCUGUUUGGGACGAGCGUAUUCAUCAACAGCAGGUGACAGCCGAGUCAGAAUGUUCACAUUCUGCCAAAUGGGUCGUAUUUCCAAAAUCAAGACAAGUUCACAUAAAGCUUCCAAACAGGGCUGAAAUCCUCAAGGCAUAUUAUGUGAAGGAUAUAAGGAUGCAACCAGACAGAUAGAUGUGCGUCAUGAGCCAGAUUUGGGCCCGAAUGUAAUUAGGUCAUUAGUCAGUUAAAUAAGAAAAAAUAAAAUUUCUCAGAUGCCAUGCAUGUUGCUGACUACUGGUGGUGUGAGUAGAGUUGGCUAAGCUUCAUAGCUUUGCAAUACAUCAUUUAAUGCAGCAAGUGGACCAUUGCUGACUCCACAGCCAAUGUCAAAUGUAAACAGCUUUCACCAGGGAACAGAGAGAUUCUUCUAGAUCAGAACUAGGCCUAAGUCUCAGGUAGAGGAGAGGAUUGCUAAACGUCAUUCAUUUAGAAUUAGAAGUCAGGAUUUUGUCAUAUUUCCUGUUUCAUGAACCAAACCUAUUUUAUUCUAUCAGAUUCAGAUAAGUAGACCUAACGUGAGUAGCGGAUGAGCGAGUAGCCUAAUCUCUUCUUGGUUCUGUUCCCCAGUACAGUGCCCAGUGUGGUAGUGGGAAAUGAGGCAGUGAGAAAGAGAGCCUCUCCUCAGACCCCGUGUACUCAGGAGAUGGGAGCCAACACCAGCCAGGUCAGUGACCUGUGUGAGAACCAGAGCCUCAGGACCCUGAUCGGAACAGAGUCCAUCUCAGAGAAUGAUCCCUUCUGGAACCAGCUCAUCUCUUUCACCUUCAUCAGUCCCACUAGCAGUGGGGACUCCAAGCUGUUGGAAGAGGCUGUCAUUCCCCUUGCCAAGAUUCUGAUUGAGAACAAUCCCAGAACAGGGAAUUUUGGAGCCCUGGUGAGAAUAUUCCUGGGAAGAACCAAAGAGCUGAAAAUAUCCACAGAAUGCCAAGAUCAGCUGUUUAUCUGGCAGGCCCACAAUGCCCUGUUUAUGAUCCGUUGCCUGCUCAAAGUCUUCAUCAGUGAGAUGACAGAAGAGGAGCUGCACCUACAGUUCUCCUACCAGGAGAGGGCGCCAGGAUCCUGCGACACGGGGAGAGAGGACCUGCUGGAGGAGCUGAUUUGUAACCUGGUACACCUGGUCGUGGAGGUGCCCCUGCUGGACAUCACGUACAGUAUCCUGUUUGAGGCUGUGACCACCAUGUUAGUGUUACUGUCCUACCAGCUAUUCCACAAGGAGAUGCUGAGAGACGGACUCAUUUACCAGUACCUGAUGAAGGAACGAUGUGUGUCCCUGACCAGUCGGUUAGUGAAGACCCUGCUGUAUAACUUCAUCAGACAGGAGAAGUGUCCUCCUCCCGCCACACACAUCUUUGAUCAGCAGUCCGACGGUGGAGGCCUGCUCUACGGCCUCGCCUCAGGGGUAGCAAGUGGGUUGUGGAGUGUGUUCACUCUGGGCGGAGCCAGCAGUAAACCAGGAUUGGAGCAGGAACAGAACCCACUUCCCUUAUCCAAUCAGAGCCUGUUAUUACUCCUGGUGCUAGCUAAUCUGACAGAUGGACUAAACGACUGCCCAAACCCCUACAGACAGGCUGUCACCUGCUUCAAAAACACACAAGACACGUCAUCCAUCCCUACAGAGCAGCACCAUACGUUCCAGAUUAACUUCAACAGCCUGUACACAGCUCUGUGUGAGCAACAGAGGUCUGACCAGGCUACGCUGUUACUCUACACGCUGCUGCAUCAGAACACCAACAUGAGGAACUACAUGCUGUCACGCACAGACAUGGAGAACCUGGUGGUGCCCAUCCUAGAGAUCCUGUACCAUGUGGAAGACAGGAACUCUCAUCACGUCUACAUGGCCCUCAUCAUCCUCCUCAUCCUCACAGAGGACGACACCUUCAACAGAUCCAUACACGAGGUGGUAUUGAAGAACAUAACGUGGUAUUCAGAACGUCAGUUAACAGAGAUCUCUCUGGGUAGUCUACUCAUCCUGGUGGUCAUACGCACCAUCCAGUACAACAUGACACGGACCAGGGAUAAGUACCUGCACACCAACUGCCUGGCAGCCCUGGCCAAUAUGUCAGCCCAGUUCCGCUGCUUACACCAGUACGCUGCCCAGCGCAUCAUCAGUCUAUUUGCACUGCUGUCCAAGAAGCACAACAAGGUCUUGGAGCAGGCAACCCAGUCUCUGAGAGGUCCCCGGGGGGCAGACGACAGCUCUGUACUGCCUGACUACGCCCAGGACCUGAAUGUGAUUGAGGAGGUGAUCAGGAUGAUGCUGGAGAUCAUCAACUCGUGUCUGUCGAACUCUCUACACCACAACCCCAACCUGGUCUACGCCCUGCUCUACAAGAGAGAGCUUUUCGAACAGUUCAGAACACACCCCUCCUUCCAGGACAUCAUGCAGAACCUCGACACGGUGAUAGGUUUCUUCAGCCAGCGUCUGGAAGCAGCAGGGACUGACCUGUCAGUAGAAAGGGUUCAGGAAGUUAUCAUGAAGGGAGCACAGGCCCUUCCCAACGACCGCCUCAAGAAGUUCCCGGAGCUGAAGUUCAAGUAUGUAGAGGAGGAUCAACCUGAAGACUUCUUCAUCCCGUACGUGUGGUCCCUGGUCUUUAACUCUGGAGUGGGUCUUCACUGGAGCACGACAAACAUACAACUCUUCAGCAUGGACUCUGCCUGAGGGGGGUUCACGCUGG